This is a messenger RNA of Lobosporangium transversale, 510 nucleotides long. RefSeq names its product TM2 domain-domain-containing protein. The transcript has 2 exons. The record is from RefSeq and is a predicted model, not a curated record. Bases 1 to 510 code for a protein of 169 amino acids. NCBI's taxonomy places the organism in Eukaryota, Fungi, Mortierellomycota, Mortierellomycetes, Mortierellales, Mortierellaceae.
AUGUCCAACCCCACCUACGGCGCCACCAACCACCAACAGAUUCGUCGUGAUGAAGAGAGCCAGGUCCUCUUGAACGGUGUUCCUGUCUCGGUCACAGAGACCAACGAUACUUUCUACGGCCGUACCUUCCGCCAUGUUCACCAUCACCGUAAGAGAUACUUCUUCUUGUGGCUCCUUGCUGCUAUCUCAGCCAUCUCCAUUGUCCUGGGUCUGUACUACUUCCAGAAGAACAGACAUGAGGGCGACAAAAGCCCUGCCCCUGGCGAUGGUAACUUCCUCGGCAAGAAGGGCGAUGAUGUUUGCCAGUCUGACCGCUCUUAUCCUAUUGCCAUCCUCUUGUCUAUUUUCUUUGGUUAUAUUGGAGUUGAUCGUUUCUACCUUGGAUACAUCAUUACUGCUUUGUUGAAGCUCAUCACUGCUGGUGGACUUGGUAUCUGGUACAUUAUCGAUAUUGUGCUCAUCAUCGUCGGAGGUCUUCCCGACCACAACGGCUGCACCCUUAUCCCUUAA